AUGGCGUCAACAUUACUCUCUUCGAGUACUUUGUACCUCUCCAAGUGCUUCAUUUCCCAUUCUAACCCUCUCGCCCACCGGCGCUUUUCCACGAACCGUUCGAGUGCGAUUGCUCACCUCCAGUUCAGGUGCAGCGAGUUCAACCGGAUUCGUUCGGGUCCUGUGGUACGACGUAUAGGCACUGUGGACCCGCGCUGGACCCAAUUGCAGUGCGCGGCUAGCUCUGCUUCCUCGUUUGCUUCCGAUGGCGGAGGGUCUGAUGGAAUUGUUGGGAAUGUCGGCGGCGGUGACAGUGAUGGUGCGCAGGAGGGUGGUGAGGUGAAGUCGACGGAGGUGGCCGCCGGAGAUGAUAAUGCUUCUGCUGCCAAUCCUGAUGUUAUUGUUCUUCAUGUUGGAGGAAUGACAUGCGGGGGAUGCUCAGCAAGUGUAAAAAAAAUUUUAGAAAGUCAACCACAGGUUUCUUCAGCUAAUGUGGAUCUCACAACUGAGUCUGCAAUUAUCUGGCCUGUAUCCGAGGCCAUGGCUGCAGUCAACUGGCGAAAGGAUUUAGGAGAGGCUCUUGCAAAGCAUUUGACAAGUUGUGGGUUCAAAUCUGAUCUUCAAGAUCAGGGAGCUCUUGAAGGGAAAAUUUGA
Fraxinus pennsylvanica is the source of this 633-nucleotide messenger RNA. NCBI's taxonomy places the organism in Eukaryota, Viridiplantae, Streptophyta, Magnoliopsida, Lamiales, Oleaceae. The record is from the annotation of a GenBank genome assembly.